Messenger RNA from Parus major (Great Tit), 1404 nucleotides. It is a transcript of the gene HIGD1A, whose product is annotated as HIG1 hypoxia inducible domain family member 1A. Gene Ontology annotation, biological process: negative regulation of apoptotic process; mitochondrial respirasome assembly. The transcript has 4 exons. Gene Ontology annotation, cellular component: mitochondrion. Bases 359 to 646 code for a protein of 95 amino acids. The record is from RefSeq and is a predicted model, not a curated record. Lineage: Eukaryota; Metazoa; Chordata; Aves; Passeriformes; Paridae.
GCUGGAGCGAGGAAAGGCUCCCAUGUGGAUGACACUGACUGGGGCAGGAGUGGAGCAGAGGCCCCAUGUGGGGUGUGGGGUUGUGGGGCAGGAGGCCGCAGUGCGGUGAAGGUGCCUAAGGCCGCAGUGGGGAAGAGUCCCCAUGUGGGGUGCGAGGGCCUGGAGCUGGAGUAGGGAAGGAUCCCCAUGUGGAGCUGGGCAGGCGGAAAGCAGCCUGGGGGUACCCAGGGCCUCCCCCUUGCCGGAAGGGAUGCUGGGACCUGUCACCCGCCACCCGUGGCCCUCCCUCAGUGUCCCCCUAGGGUGACACCGGUCACACAGGUGCCCUGAGCUCCCUGUUCGGUGUCAGCAAGCCACCAUGUCACCCAGCCAGGAACCUGUUUUCCCUGACUAUGAGACAGAGACCAGCCAGACCUCGAAGCUGAUAAAAAAAUUUAAGGAGACACCAUUUGUGCCCAUUGGGAUGGGUGGCUUCGCUGGCGUAGUUGCCUACGGGCUGUACAAGCUGAAGCACAGAGGUAACAUGAAAAUGUCCCUGCACCUGAUCCACAUGCGCGUGGCAGCCCAGGGCUUCGCCGUGGGAGCCCUGACGUGUGGUGUACUGUAUUCCCUGUUCAGGGAUUAUGUGGUGAAGCCCAAGGAAUAGGGGGAAGCCCUCUGAAAUCCCUGUCCUGGUGGUGGUGACCUGUGUACUGCAGCUCCAAACCUCCUGUCAAGGGGUUCUUGAGGAAAGCAAAUAAUACAUGGCAUUAGAGAAUUGUUCUAUUUUGUGUAUGGUACACUGUGCUGAACCUGGCAGCCUCAGAAUGUCCACUGGGGGAGUGGGUGUUGGGGUCUGAGUCUCUGAUUGACACCACCACAUCCCAGUUUGUAGGGGAUAUCGUGGAGUGCAAUCCCUCUAUCUUCCCCUUCAGCUCAGUCCUAAAACCAGUGACUUCUUUUGCUGUUGUUGCCCAAAACCAUGAUGUCUGAACUGGCUUCUGUCAGGGAAUGUCAGGAAUACCUUGCUGUCAUUUUCUAGCCUCUGCCUCCAGCUUUGUAAUUUAGAAGCUUCCAGUAGCACUAAGUGACUUCUAAAAUAUUGAGAGAGAUAUAUAAACAUCUAUUUUUUUUUUUUUUAUUUAAGGCAUAAGAUAAAUAUGUUGCAGCUAUUUAAAUGUUAUAUUUAUUCAUUGUUAACAAAGACACAGGCUCCCUAUUUUUGCUAAAUCAGACCUUGGAUUAUGAUAUUUUGUAACUUUAUUUACUGUGUUUUCUGAGUAACAUCUAAAUGUAACAUUUAAAAUACAUUUUGUGAAAACUAAACCUUAAUUUGGUGGUUUAAAUGCUUUUAAAGUGUAUGAUCUAGCUGAUUUGUGCAGUACUGUUCCUGACAUAAAAUUUUUAAACAUUUAAAUCUGAAAA